AUGGCUGCAGAGGACUUCAAGUCAGGGAUUGAGCAGCCGAGCGCUCCAUCUCCAGCGUCCAAGAGCGCCAAAGAUGGAGUUACAACCGGUUACUCGACUCCACGGUCUCUUGAAGAACGGGAGAGGCCGCAGGGAGCGGAGGAUGCUGCUUUUGACAUGACGGAAGAUAUCCGCUACUACAAGCCAAUUGACACAUACGAGGGUAUCCAUCGCUGGGAUCCUGAGUUUGAGUGGGAAGAAUGGGAAGAAAAGAAGAUCGUCCGAAAGAUCGACCUCCGGAUCUGCACGUUCGCCUGUCUUACGUUUUUCGCGCUGCAGCUUGAUCGAGGAAAUAUCGUCCAGGCUCUAUCAGACAACAUGCUGGCGGAUCUGAAGAUGAACACGAAUGACUACAACACCGGCCAGACGAUCUUCUAUAUUUGCUUCCUCUGUGCAGAGCUCCCCUCCCAACUCGUCUCCAAGAAGCUGGGGCCAGACCGUUGGAUUCCCAUUCAGAUGGUCUGCUGGAGUUUAAUUGCCUCUUGCCAGGCUUUUCUGACCGGUCGAGCUUCCUUUUUCGCCUGUCGAGCGCUCCUCGGUCUGUUCGAGGGUGGAUUCAUCCCCGACACCAUCCUUUUCCUUUCCUACUGGUACAAAUCGAAAGAGCUUCCUAUCCGUCUGAGCGGUUUCUGGAUCACCUACGAAGCCACCGCCAUUGUCGGCGCGUUCCUUGCCUUUGGCUUCUUGCACAUUCACAACGGCAAGGAAGCUUGGAGGUAUCUCUUUGCCCUUGAGGGUCUCAUCACCGGCGUGAUCGGUAUUUUUGCGGCGUUCUACAUGCCGCCGUCUCCCACUCAGACGGCUGGCCGCUUCCGGGGGAAAAACGGAUGGUUCAGCGAAAGGGAAGAGAAGAUCAUGGUGAACCGGGUCAUCCGGGACGACCCCAGCAAGGGCACCAUGCACAACCGCCAGGCGGUGACGCCCAAGCUGCUCUGGGAGGCGCUGUGUGACUACGACAUGUGGUUGAUCUACCUGCUGGGUCUGACGUGGAUGAUCCCGCCCAGCCCGGCGUCCAACUACAUCACGCUGCAGCUGACGUCGCUGGGGUUCAACACGUUCCAGACGAACCUGCUGACCAUCCCGGCAUACGUCAUCUUCAUCAUCAAUCUCGCGUUCUGGACGUGGGUGUCGGAACGCAUCAACCAGCGGCUGCUGCUGGGCGCGAUGGCGGAGGUGUGGAACCUCGUGCUGCUGAUCGCGCUGGAGGUGCUGCCGGCGGAUGCCAGCCCGUGGUCGAGAUGGGCGAUCCUCAUUCUUCUGAUCGGGAGUCCAUACAUGCACGCGGCCAUUGUGGCGAUGACAUCGCGGAAUGCCGGGUCGGUGCGGACGCGGACGGUGGCCUCGGCGUUGUACAAUAUGACGGUGCAAGCAAGCAACAUCAUUGCGAAUAACGUGAGUUGCCAUCCGACUAGCAAAUGCGGCAUGAUACUAACGUCUGUGAAAUCAGAUCUAUCGAAACAACGACAAGCCUCUGUACCGGACAGGCAACAAGGUGCUCAUCGCGCUGAGCGUGUACAGCUUUGUCCUGUUUAUCGUGGCAAAGAUCUACUAUGA
Messenger RNA from Rasamsonia emersonii CBS 393.64, 1593 nucleotides. RefSeq names its product Transporter. The transcript has 3 exons. Gene Ontology annotation, cellular component: membrane. The coding region runs from base 1 to 1593 and encodes 530 amino acids. Gene Ontology annotation, biological process: transmembrane transport. The record is from RefSeq and is a predicted model, not a curated record. Gene Ontology annotation, molecular function: sulfate transmembrane transporter activity. Lineage: Eukaryota; Fungi; Ascomycota; Eurotiomycetes; Eurotiales; Trichocomaceae.